Molecule: messenger RNA, 735 nt
Organism: Penicillium cosmopolitanum
Lineage: Eukaryota; Fungi; Ascomycota; Eurotiomycetes; Eurotiales; Aspergillaceae
Exons: 1
Coding region: 1-735 (244 amino acids)
Source: RefSeq, a predicted model, not a curated record
AUGUCGAACACAGUGACCAGAGACUCAACUCCGUCAAAGUCAGACGCCGCCCUACAAAGAGGCAACCGAAAGCGAUCCUUCACUGAAAGUGACGAUGAGUACGAGGCGUACCUCGAAGAGCGAGCACGAAAGCGCAAGUCACCACCAGAACCAGCUCUCUGGUGUCCAUUCACCGACAAUUUCUUCAACGACAUGGCCACAAUCAUCGCACGAGAUUUUCCAAUCACCCAAUUCGCAGAGAGACACAACUGCGAGAAAAGAGACGUCUUACACGCCCUACACGCGGUAGUCAUGGAUCCUCUCCGCAGAAGCCAGCCAUGGUACGAAGGCAUGUCUGUCUCCGAAAACGCUCAAAUUCUCAUCUCAAACUGGCGUGCCCCUCCUUACAUCCCCUCCCCGUCUGGACUUCCGGGAGUAGUAGUAGGCUCACAGGAUUUGCCUAUUCUCAUCGCCGAUGAUUCUCCUCAACCGUCGAGUCCGAGUGGAACUUCGGAAAUAUAUGGGAUUGGUCCUGGCAAAACUAGCCUCGGUGGCUUCGAACGGAACCCUAAGGAUCAACUUGCUGCUGUUCUUCGCGCCUUCGAAAAGGGGAGCCCGGGUUGCAAGAAGGAAAGAUACGACUCGCUGACUCCUUCGGUGGAUGGCUCUGCUCGCUCAGCCCCCGCUGCUUUGGGGAUUGUCCCCCCCAUCGAACAGUCCGAACCAGCAUCAGGGUCGGGAACCCAUGCUCGGUGA